CCAUUUGGGAUGCAGGCUUUGUUUUUAUAUGUCUUCCUCCUCCAGGGUUCUGAAAGACAAGGGCUUCAUGCUCCAGGAGCGAGGGGAGAUCGAUGUGAAGGGGAAGGGCAGGAUGUCCACCUACUUCCUGGAAGGGAACCUGACCUCCACGGAGCAUGAGAUCAUGGGCCGUUCAGUUAAGGAGGCCGACUCGGGCCGUGCGUCUGUCCAGUCGGCACGGGACUGCAGCACAGAGGCAGCCCUGUACAGACCGGCCAUCCAGAGGGUGCAGAGUGAGGACAGGAAUCCUGCAGUGCCCAUGGAGUAUGGAGACAGCCUGACUGACCCACAGCCCCCAGUCCAGCUCACUGACCCCCAGCCGCAAGCCAGAGCCAAGAGCCUCAAAGGAAAACCUCGGGACUCAGAGAGCUACGGCAGUCUCCACAGUGACAACAAGUCAGUGGAGGGAGGUCUCCCCAACCCAGACCACCAGCUGACCAGAGCAACCUUGUCCCAGAGUCCCACUCCCAUAGAGGCUGAGGCUCUUCCUUCCACCAAACACAUCCGGACCAGUUUCUGUGUGGUCCUCUGAGCUGUUGUAGUACUAUCCAGACUAGUCACUGUAGCCCCGUUUAUACCUGGUGCUAACACAUACGUCCUUGAUCCUGAUCUUGUCAUCAUUCUGAUUGUGCCCACAUUUUAGCUGUUGCAUCUACACAUGAUAAGAGACACAUAUUAAAAUGUGACCAGAUUUCCCGGUAUGCAAUAAAAUAAUUUAAGACACAUAUUGAAGUCAAUGGUGCCAACUGUCAAUGGUUUUAGAGGGAGGGAUAAUGAUGAUUUAAUAAGUUUUACUGUCCAGAUCCGCCUAAGAUAUUCAGACACAAUGCAUCCCUAAAUACCUCCAGAGGUCGUCAGGAACAUCAGAUCACAAUACAUAUUCUAAUCGUCUACACCUGUCUAAAAAGGUGGGCACAAUUUGAAUGUGGACAAGAUCAGGCAAAGGACGCAUGUUAGCACCAGGUAUAAACUGAGCUUAAGUGACCCACCCAUUCAAUUGGAUCACAACUGCUGGAAUAUAGGACAUUUAAUUAAAUUGGAUUAUCUCUGCUGAUGAGCCUAUACUCUGUGUUUUAUGAAUAUUGAAAUUACAGUGUCUAUGGUCAUCUUGCUAAUGUUUCAUUAUAUGUGAUCUCUCCCCCGGGGCACUGCUAUCUAUGUGAUAUAUAUAAGUCAACUGUAACCAGACGAGUACCUCUGGUCCAGGGCACUAUGAACCAAGACAGCGGAGCAGUAAGACGUGUUUGUUUCCGUCCCAUGUAAAUAUUGUCUUUUUCUUUCUUUCUUUUUUGUUGUUGUAUACAUUUCAAUCUCUUUUUUCCAUUUUCAAAUUAAAUAUACCUUCUUGCAACCCGCCUCACCCAAUGUGUUACGGAUCUGCUAGUUUUUAGACCUUAUAACUCUAACCUCCAUCAGAAGCUAGCAAUCUUAAUAAGCUACUGGCUUUUUAGUCAUUGUUAGCCACUGCUAGCGGUCUUUAUCUUUAGCUCGGACUCCAGCCGCUUUAGCCUGGAUAGCCUGGAUAAUACCUGCCAGUCUGCACAGCACAAUAUCAGUCCUGAGCAAAUCGGACUGCUUUUUUCCCCACUACAUCACCGGAUUCCUGCCGCAAGCUCUGGACUAUUACACCGGAUCUUCGCAGCUAGCUAGUUGCUACCGAGUGGCUAUUGUGGCUAGCAAAUGAAGUACACCAACAACAAUACCUCUCUUGCCAAUUGGCCUGGACCCUUUGUCGACACCGCCGAUCCAUCACGACUGGUCUGCUGACGUAAUUCGGCCGAUGUGCUCUCAACCGGCCUCUGUGUCAUGGAUGUUGGUGUUGAUCUACCUGAACGCCGUGUCUCCUGCUCGCCUUGCGUAGGAAUCUACUACCGAACGGCUCCCUGUUUCAUCUUUGCUGCUCAUUGGACCCUAUGAUCACUCUGCUACACAGCUGAUGUCUGCUGGACUGUUCAUUAACACGAUACUUCAUUUUGUUUAUCUGUCGGCCCCAGCCUCGAACUCAGGCCCUGUGUGUAGCUAACUGACACUCUCUGCCCAUUCAUCGCCAUUUACCCGUUGUUGUUGUCCUAGCUAUUUACCCGUAGUUGUCUCACCCGUUGUUGUCUUAGCUCUCCAAAUCAACACAUGUGAUUGCUUUAUGCAUUUCUCUAAUGUCAAUAUGCCAUGUAUACUGUUGUUUAGGGCAGCUCUCAUUGUUUUAUUUUACUGCGGAGCCCCUAGUCCUGCUCAACAAGCCUCAGAUAGCCCCCUUGUCCCACCCCCCACACAAGCGGAGACCACACCUAGCUUAACUGGCACCUCCAGAGAUGAAACCUCUCUCAUUGUCACUCAGUGCCUAGGUUUACCCCCACUGUACUCUCACCCUACCAUACCCUUGUCUG
Salmo salar (Atlantic salmon) is the source of this 2423-nucleotide messenger RNA. The record is from RefSeq and is a predicted model, not a curated record. NCBI's taxonomy places the organism in Eukaryota, Metazoa, Chordata, Actinopteri, Salmoniformes, Salmonidae.